Molecule: messenger RNA, 2602 nt
Organism: Gossypium arboreum
Lineage: Eukaryota; Viridiplantae; Streptophyta; Magnoliopsida; Malvales; Malvaceae
Product: pentatricopeptide repeat-containing protein At2g15820, chloroplastic
Exons: 2
Coding region: 57-2567 (836 amino acids)
Biological process (GO): photosystem I assembly; Group II intron splicing; mRNA cis splicing, via spliceosome
Molecular function (GO): endonuclease activity; protein binding
Source: RefSeq, a predicted model, not a curated record
CAUGGUCGCCUUUGAAAAAAAAAAAAGGAAACAAUCUUUUGGAUUGAAAAAGGAUUAUGGAUAUGCAGCAAAUGAUAAUAGCAGCAAACAGAGCUCAAUGCUUCGUUUCCCCGCCUCUUUCAACCCUCAUAAUCACCAUCAAUACCCCUUCUUUAAACCCUAAUAAACCCUCCAAAACCCCCAUGCGCACUUCCCUCUCUUUCCUCCGCCUCUUCCGCCCUCUUUCCCGCUCUCAAACCGUCCUUUUCCGCCCCCUCACCCGUCGCUACGCCGCGCCUCGGUUUUGCCCUUCUUUUUCCCGCCACUUCAGUGUAUCUUCAGCCCCAUUCUCAGCCUCCGCCGUCGGUUUCGUUGACGAAAAGGAAAGGGAAGAAGAAGAGAGGUGGGAUUUCUCCAACAACGAAACCGAAGCGAAAUUCGUUUUCGAAGACAAUGAUGGGGUUUUCGCGGAUAACGAUAUGAAGCACUUGGUGGCACCGGAUAUUGAGGUUAAGGAACUAGACGAGUUGCCGGAGCAGUGGCGAAGGUCAAAGCUCGCUUGGCUUUGCAAAGAGUUGCCGGCUCAUAAGGCGGGAACCUUGGUUAGGAUCUUGAAUGCGCAAAGGAAGUGGCUCAAGCAAGAGGAUGCUACUUACUUGGCUGUUCAUUGUAUGAGAAUUCGAGAAAAUGAAACUGGUUUCAGGGUCUAUAAGUGGAUGAUGCAGCAGCAUUGGUAUCGAUUCGAUUUUGCUCUUGCUACCAAGCUAGCAGAUUACAUGGGGAAGGAGAGGAAGUUUACGAAAUGUCGGGAGAUAUUCGAUGACAUCAUCAACCAGGGACGUGUGCCUAGUGAGUCUACGUUUCAUAUUCUGAUUGUUGCAUAUCUUAGUACACCGGUUCAAGGUUGUUUAGAUGAGGCUUGUGGUAUUUACAAUCGUAUGAUUCAGUUAGGAGGAUACCAACCACGUCUUAGCUUACAUAACUCGCUUUUCCGAGCUCUUUUAAACAGACCGGGAGGUUCUUCAAAAUAUUACUUAAAACAAGCCGAGUUUAUCUUUCACAAUUUAGAAACAUGUGGUUUAGAGAUACAAAAAGAAAUCUAUACCGGCCUAAUUUGGUUGCAUAGCUAUCAAGAUACGGUGGAUAAAGAAAGGAUAAAAUCGUUGAGGAAAAUGAUGCGAGAAUCGGGUAUGGAAGAAGGAAAAGAAGUGCUCAUUUCGAUAUUGAGAGCUUGUUCGAAGGAUGGGGAUAUUGAAGAAGCCGAAAGAACUUGGAUCAAACUACUCGGUUCCAAUGAUAGUAUCCCUUCUCAAGCUUUUGUCUAUAAAAUGGAAGUUUAUUCGAAGGUUGGGGAAAUUACGAAAUCUUUGGAGGUAUUCCGGGAGAUGAAAAAGUGUUUGGGAUAUACUAGCAUCGCAUCAUACCACAAAAUUAUAGAGGUAUUAUGUGAAUCCGAGCAAAUGGACCUUGCGGAAUCGUUCAUGAAGGAACUCAUUGAGAGUGGUAUGAAGCCACUUAUGCCAUCGUACAUCAAGCUAACAGAUACAUACCUCCGGUUGAACUGUCACGAUAAGCUCGAGUCGACCUUUUUAGAGUGCCUUGAGAAAUGCCGACCGAAUCGUACUAUUUAUAAUAUAUACUUGAGCUCGUUGGUGAAAGUCGGGAAUCUCGGCAAAGCGGAGGAAAUUUUCAAUCACAUGGGCGAGAAUGUCACAAUUGGUGUUAAUGCAAAAUCAUGCAAUACCAUUUUAUGUGGAUACCUUUCUUCCGGAGAUAAUUCGAAAGCAGAAAAGAUAUAUGAUUUGAUGUGCCAGAAGAAAUUCGAAAUCGAAUCUCCGUUGAUGGAAAAGUUGGAAAAUGUCCUUAGAUCGAGCCGAAAAGAGGUUAAGAAACCCUUGAGCUUAAAGCUAAGCAAAGAACAACGAGAGAUUUUAAUGGGGUUGCUUUUAGGCGGUUUACGGAUAGACUCAGAUGAAGAGAGAAAGAACCACAUGAUACGGUUCGAGUUUAAUCCAAGUUCUAUACCACAUUCUAUUUUAAAGAGACAUAUUCACGAUCAAUACCACGAGUGGUUACAUCCUUCAAGUAAGCUAACUGCCGGUAAUGGUGAUAUCCUGCACAAGUUCAAUACCAUUUCACACUCUUAUUUCGGUUUCUAUGCGGACCAGUUUUGGCCAAAGGGUCAACCUGUGAUCCCAAAGCUAAUACACCGGUGGCUGUCUCCGAUUGUACUUGCAUACUGGUAUAUGUACGGGGGCUACAGAACAUCAGCCGGGGAUAUCCUUUUGAAACUGAAAGGGAGCAGCGAAGGCGUCGAGAAAGUGGUGAAAACGUUGAAAUCAAAAUCCUUGAAUUGCCGAGUGAAGCGAAAAGGGAGAGUGUUUUGGAUCGGAUUUCUCAGGACUGAUUCAAUGUGGUUCUGGAAACUGGUGGAACCUUACAUCUUAGAUGACUUAAAAGAUUUUCUCAAAGCAGGCAGCGAAACCGCAGAUGAUUGUGCGGUCGAAUCUCGAGACAUAAACUUUGACAGUGCAUCCGAUUCCGAUGAAAAGGGUUCUUCCGAUUGUAGCGAAGACCUUAAUCCAUAAGGCUUACACAAGUAAAAGUGCCAUUGAAAAGAAAA